Molecule: messenger RNA, 4169 nt
Organism: Oncorhynchus kisutch (coho salmon)
Lineage: Eukaryota; Metazoa; Chordata; Actinopteri; Salmoniformes; Salmonidae
Gene: ftr82
Product: finTRIM family, member 82
Exons: 7
Coding region: 246-1970 (574 amino acids)
Molecular function (GO): zinc ion binding; protein binding
Source: RefSeq, a predicted model, not a curated record
UCUGAACUGGGCUGAGCUCUACAUACUCUCUCAGGCAGCACAGGGGUAGAGCCUGCUUUCAAUCAAUAACCUCUGGAAUUCAGAAAUACAAGUAGGUCCUGUCUCUGGCAGGCUCUGCCACACUCUUGUGGACGGCGGACUCCCUAGUGCACUGGUUAGAUCCCUCUGUGGAUUCCUCUGUCUGUCUGCCUUUCUCUCUCUCUACAGUUCUGAGGAGUGUUUGUGUAGUGUAGUGAGUAGCGACGAUGGCUGAUCCCACGUCUUCGGAUUACUUCAGCUGCCCACUGUGUGUGGGGCUGCUGAGGGACCCCGUGGCUAUCCCCUGCGGACACAGUUUCUGCAUGGACUGCAUCAGCGGCUACUGGAAUGAGGCAGACUACACAGGGAUCUACAUCUGCCCCCAGUGUAAGAUCACCUUCACCCAGAGGCCUGUGCUCAGGCCCAACACUAUGCUCACCAAGGUGGCAGAGAAGAUCAAGAAGACUGGUGCCAACCUCAACCUGAACCUCACACCCCCAGGGAACACCUUUGCUGGGCCUGCCGACGUGCCCUGUGACUACUGCUCUGGUAAGAAGCUCAAGGCUGUUAAGUCCUGCCUGAACUGCCUGGCCUCAUACUGUGAGAAGCACCUGAAGCCCCACUAUGAGUCAGCCACAUUCAAAAGGCACAAGCUGGUGGACGAGCUGGGGAACCUGGACAGAAAGAUCUGCCCCCAGCACCAGAAGUCCCUGGAGCUGUUUUGCCGGACUGACCAGAUGUGUAUCUGUGCCAUCUGUACUGUCAGCGAACACAAGGGACAUGACAUCGUCUCAGCCGAGGCAGAGAGGAGUGAGAAACAGAAACUCCUGGGAGUUGCUCAAGCUGAGAUCAGACAGAAAUGUCAGGACAGGGUGAAGGAGCUGGAGGAACUGAGAACAGCAGUGGACUCACUAAAGAGCUCAGCCCGGAGGGCCAUGGCGGAGAGUGAGAAGAUGUUUGAGGAUAUGAUCCGCUCCAUCGAGAGAAUGAGGUCAGAGGUGACAAAGAUGAUUGGCAUCAACGAGAAGGCUGCAUUCAACCAGGCUGAGGGGCUGGUGGAGAGGCUGGAGCAGGAGAUAGAUGAGCUGAAGAAGAAGGAGACGGGACUCAAACAGCUGUACAGCACUGAGGACCACAUCCACUUCCUACAGAACUUCAACUAUCUGUGUACUCCCACGGAUGAUGGCUUUAUCCCCAGAGUGUCGGUGAACCCAGACUUCUCGUUCAGCGCAGCCAGGAAAGCCGUGGCAGAGAUCAAGGAUCGUCUGGAGGAGCUGGGUAGAGAGGAACUUGUGAAGAUCUCCAAGUCAGUGAACGAGGUCCCUGUUUAUACGACAGAAAAGAGAGAGAAAAGCAGCAGAGUCAUAGAAGUCAUGACAGUGGACAGCCCUCCUCCACCAGAGCCCAAGACCAGAUCAGAGUUUCUGAAAUACUUCUGCCAGCUGAGACUGGACCCCAGCACAGCCUACAAGGAGCUACACCUGUCGGAGAGCAGCAGAAAGGUGAUCCGAACCAGGGACCUCCAGCCCUACUCUGACACCCCGGAAAGGUUUGACAGCUUCGCGCAAGUGCUGUGCCGCGAGGCCCUGUCUGGUGGUCGCUUCUACUGGGAGAUCGAGUGGAGCGGGGAGUUCUCCAUGGGGGUGGCCUAUAAGGGAAUCAGCCGCAAGGGGAAAGGAUCACUGUGUCUGCUGGGCUAUAAUGAUAAGUCUUGGAGCCUGCUGUGUUCUGAUACAGGGUACUCAGCCUGGCACAACAGGGCAGAUAAAGCCAUCAAUGCGCCCCAUUCACCGAGGAUAGGGGUCUACCUAGACCACUCGGCAGGGGUCCUGGCCUUCUUCAGUAUAGGCAACCACAUGACUCUCCUGCACAGGUUCGAAACCAUGUUUGUGGAGCCCCUCUAUCCCGGCUUUGGAGUUGGAACCUCGGUCAAGAUCUGUCAACUCAAAUGAACACUAACAUGUGCCUCUUAUUCCUUGGUGAAAAAUAUAAUCACAGUUUUUUAAAGUUUGUUUUGGUUUAUUUUUCACACGGUUCGCUAAGCAUCAUUUGUAAUUUGUUUUGUUUUUCUUUGAGACUGACUGUGCCACAUUGCUCUAUCCAAGAGUUCUAUUUUAGGAAUUUUCUAAACAUUUGAAUGAGCAGAGGUCCUAAUAAUUACAUUGUAUUUAAACAUAUAACCUUUAUCUGACCAAGUAUUCUUUAUCUAAUGGUAUUUUGGAAAAACUAGUAUCUACAUGGCCAACUAAAUGUGUUUGUUAACUAAACUAACUGUUUGUUAGCUUUUUAUGACAAGAAUAACUAUUUUCAAUAAAGAUGAAAUAUGACUACUCAUAUAUAUACACACAUAUUCGUCAAAUGUAUGCACUGCUAGAGCUGCCCCGGUCAACGCUAAGUGCUGCUAUUGUGAAGUGGAAACAUCUAGAAGCAACAAGGGCUCAGCCGCAAAGUGGUAGGCCACACAAGCUCACAGAAUGGGACCGAGUGCUGAAGCGCGUAGUGCGUAAAAAUCGUCUCUCCUCAGUUGCAACACUCAAUUACUGAAGUUCCAAACUGCCUCUGGAAGCAAAGUCAGCACAAUAACUGUUUGUCGGGAGCUUCGUGGUUGUCGGGAGCUUCGUGGUUUUCAUGGCCAAGCAGCUUAAAAUCAUGAUGCGCAAUGCCAAGCAUCAGCUGGAGUGGUGUAAAGCUCGCCGCCAUUGGACUUUGGAGCAGUGGAAACGCGUUCUCUGGAGUGAUGAAUCACGCUUCACAAUCUGGCAGUCCAACAGACGAAUUUGGGUUUGGCGGAUGCCAGGAGAACGGUACCUGCCCCAAGUCAUAGUGCCAGCUGUAAAGUUUGGUGGAGGAGGAAUAAUGGUGUGGGGCUGUUUUUCAUGGUUGGGGCUAGGCCCUUUAGUUCCAGUGAAGGGAAAUCUUAACGCUACAGCAAACAAUGACAUUCUAGAUGAUUCUCUGCUUCCAACUUUGCAGCAACAGUUUGGAGAAGGCCCUUUCCUGUUUCAGGAUGACAAUGCACAGUGCACAAAGCGAGGUCCAUACAGAAAUGGUUUGUCGAGAUCGGUGUGGAAGAACUUCACUGGCCUGCACAGAGCUGACCAAUAGUAUGUGGACACCUGCUCGUCGAACAUCUCAUUCCAAAAUCAUGGGUAUUAAUAUGUAGUUGCUGCUUUAACAGCCUCCACUCUUCUGGGAAGGCUUUCCACUAGAUGUUGGAAUAUUGCUGCAUUCCAAUUCAUCCCAAAGGUGUUCGAUGGGGAUGACACUCAUGAUUAUUUUAUAUAUACUGCAUAUAUAUAGCAUAUAUACUGCAUAUAUAUAUAUAUACUGCAUAUAUAUAUAUAUAUAUAUAUAUAUAUAUAUAUAUAUAUAUACUGCAUGCAGUAUAUUCCGGCCUCUGACAUUGCUCAUUCUGAUAUUUCUUAAUUUCUAUAUUAUUUUUCGUGAUUAUGUGUGUAUUGGGUUUAAAAAAUGUAUUGAUGUGGGUAUUACUGCACUGUUAAAGCUAGAAACAUUUCGCUGUUCCUGCGAUAGCAUCUGUAAAUGUGUGUACAUGACCAAUAAACUUUGACUUGAUAUUUGUGUGCCUUUGACCUAAUCUGUCUAACAUGUAAUCAACUUGCAAUUUAUUGUCAAGGCAAACCCAAGGCUGAGUGUACCCUUAAUUUUUUAUUUAAUAGAAUAAUUGUAUUUUUUUUCCCCAAGGGGAACUUCAGUUGUGGCUAAUUAUAGUACAAAUUGUUUAUAUUAUCAUCAUCAUUAUUUUACAUUAAAUGACUGAUUCGUUUGUGAGCUGUCAAAUCAAAUGAGGCAUUUUUCUUGAGGAGAAUCUGUUUGAUGUUAAAGUUACAUUUUAAGGACUUAAUGCUAACAUGGCCUGUUUAAGUCAACUAGGAGGUUAUUAUUUGCUUCAUUCCAGUGACUGUUUGAUGCUGAAUAUCAGUGAAAGCAAGCCCCACGGAUUUUUACAAUGGCCUCAAUAGUGUUUAGUGUGAGACAUGAACAGCCUAAAUAAUCACAACAAUGAUUUAUUUGGGCCUUGUGCUGUGAACAGUCCUACAUGACAAAACACUGUGAUUCUGAGUGAGUGUUAGUGAUAGUCAAUAAUAUUAAUUAUUUAGCCCACCAUAAUAAAAACAUGGUUGAAAGGA